Aspergillus alliaceus is the source of this 846-nucleotide messenger RNA. RefSeq names its product oxidoreductase, short chain dehydrogenase/reductase family. The record is from RefSeq and is a predicted model, not a curated record. Gene Ontology annotation, molecular function: oxidoreductase activity. The transcript has a single exon. NCBI's taxonomy places the organism in Eukaryota, Fungi, Ascomycota, Eurotiomycetes, Eurotiales, Aspergillaceae. Bases 1 to 846 code for a protein of 281 amino acids.
AUGACCACCCACAUCUCCACCAACAAGCUCGCCAACACCCGCGUCCUCAUCAUAGGAGGCACAUCCGGCAUCGGCUUCGCCGUCGCCCGAAUCGCCCUCGAACACGGUGCCUCCAUCAUCGUCGCCUCCUCCAACCCCGACAAAGUAACCUCAGCUAUCACCCGCCUCAAAACCCUCUACCCAGAUGACCAAUACACAGCCCGCAUCGCCGGCACAGUCUGCAACCUCGGCGACCCAGCCUCCCUCGAAGCAAAUGUCCUCAACCUCUACACGUUCUCCACAGCCCCAGACACCUUCCCAACCCAAAUCCAAACCAACCAAACCACCGACAAAGUCCCCCUCGACCACGUCGUACUGACCGCCGGCGACGCCCUCAACCUCCGCAAUCCCACCGACUCGUCCUUCGACGUCCCCUACAUCCAGUCUUCAGGCACCGUCCGCUACAUCGGCGGCCUCAUCCUCGCCAAGCACGCCCCGACCUACCUGCGCCAGGCCCCGUCUUCCUCGAUUACCUUCACCAGCGGCGUAAAUACCACCCGGCCGAUGCCUGGGUGGACGAUUGUGACUGCGAUGGGCGCGGCAAUUGAGGGUAUGGCGAGGGGCUUGGCGGUGGAUUUGGCGCCUAUUCGGGUGAAUACGGUUUCGCCGGGAGCGGUGCUGACGGAGAUUUUUGGGUCGUUGGGGGCGGAGGAUAUGGAGAAGCUGGUUGAGAGGUUUCGGGCUGGGACGUUGGUGGGUGAGAUUGGGAGGCCGGAGGAUGUGGCGGAGGCGUAUCUUUAUAUUAUGAAGGAUCGCUUUGUUACGGGAGAGGUGGUGGGGAGUAAUGGGGGGAGGUUGUUGAAGUAG